This is a messenger RNA of Hippopotamus amphibius kiboko, 2483 nucleotides long. RefSeq names its product leucine rich repeat containing 40 (gene LRRC40). The record is from RefSeq and is a predicted model, not a curated record. The transcript has 17 exons. Bases 440 to 2098 code for a protein of 552 amino acids. Gene Ontology annotation, molecular function: protein binding. NCBI's taxonomy places the organism in Eukaryota, Metazoa, Chordata, Mammalia, Artiodactyla, Hippopotamidae.
AGCGGGGCGGGAUCCCCGAGCGGGUUUCCGAGCCGAGAGGGGAGACUGCGGUGCCUCAGUACCCCAGGGGCUAUUAAAGGCGGCGCGGAAGAGCGGCCAGUUAAACCUGUCGGGUCGCAACCUUAGUGAAGAUAAAAUGAAAGUAAAAUUGAAAAGGAGGUGUUGGUUGUUGCCUUGGGCUUGCAUGACCACAGCAUAACAUAGUGUAGGAAUGUUUUUGGGUGACUCAUCAAAAACUGAAUGAAACUGAGAGGUGCCAGCGUUUGGAACAAAAGAAUGCUGUAAAUUCUAAAGGAAACCAUACUGUUGAACUGACAGGAAAAUUGUAUCUUGGACUUCAAGAAAGAACAGUUCUCUUCAUGCAUUCUGAAAUAACAAUGGUUCAGGUGUUCUAAACCACAAAGAUAUAUUCCUUUGAAUCAACCUAAAGCUACAACUGAUGCCUCAGUGUGUUUGGAGAAUAAAUGUGGAUAUCCCUGAGGAAGCUAAUCAGAAUCUUUCAUUCAGUGCUACUGAACGAUGGUGGGAACAGACAGAUUUGACCAAACUAAUCAUAUCAAACAAUAAACUUCAGUCACUUACUGAUGACCUCCGACUCCUUCCUGCACUGACUGUUCUUGAUAUACAUGAUAAUCAGCUGACAUCCCUUCCUUCUGCUAUAAGAGAGUUAGAAAAUCUUCAGAAACUUAAUGUCAGCCAUAACAAGCUGAAAAUACUCCCUGAAGAAAUUACAAACCUAAGAAACCUGAAGGGCCUGUAUCUCCAGCAUAAUGAACUAACUUGCAUACCAGAGGGAUUUGAACAACUUUCCAACUUAGAAGAUUUAGAUCUUUCGAACAAUCGUCUUACAAGUGUUCCUGCAAGUUUUUCUUCUCUAUCCAGCCUGGUGCGACUCAAUCUUUCCAGUAAUCAAUUGAAGAGUUUGCCUGCAGAAAUAAGUGGAAUGAAGAGAUUAAAGCAUUUGGAUUGUAAUUCAAAUCUCUUGGAAACUAUACCUUCUGAAUUGGCUAGCAUGGAAUCAUUAGAAUUGCUUUAUUUGCAGAGGAAUAAAUUACAUUUUCUACCGGAAUUUCCUUCUUGUAAAUUAUUAAAGGAAUUACAUUUAGGUGAAAACCAGAUUGAAAUGUUAGGGGCAGAACAUCUUAAGCAUCUGAAUUCUAUCCUUGUGCUAGACCUGCGGGAUAACAAGUUAAAAUCUGUUCCAGAUGAAAUUACACUCCUGCAGUCUUUGGAAAGGCUUGACCUAAGCAACAAUGAUAUUAGUAGUCUGCCCUGUUCAUUGGGAAAACUUCAUUUGAAAUUUCUGGCCCUAGAAGGAAAUCCUUUGAGAACCAUUCGAAGAGAAAUUAUAAAUAAAGGAACCCAGGAAGUCUUAAAAUAUCUACGAAGCAAGAUCAAAGAUGAUGGACCUACCCAAAGCGAUUCUGUUACUGAGACUGCCAUGACACUACCAAGUGAAUCUAGAGUCAAUGUACAUGCCAUCAUCACAUUAAAAAUAUUAGACUAUAGCAAUAAACAAACAACUUUGAUUCCUGAUGAAGUGUUUGAUGCAGUAAAAAGUAACAUUGUCACUUCUGUUAACUUCAGUAAGAAUCAGCUAUGUGAAAUUCCCAAAAGGAUUGUUGAACUGAAGGAAAUGGUUUCUGAUGUCAAUCUCAGUUUUAAUAAACUUUCCUUUAUAUCCUUGGAAUUAUGUAUGCUUCAGAAAUUGACUUUUUUAGAUCUCAGGAAUAACUUUUUAAAUUCUUUGCCUGAAGAAAUGGAAUCUUUGAUAAGACUACAAACAAUCAACCUUUCCUUUAAUAGGUUCAAAAUACUACCUGAAGUUUUGUAUCGAAUUCCCACACUGGAAACAAUUUUGAUUAGUAACAAUCAGGUUGGAUCUGUGGACCCUCAACAAAUGAAGACAAUGGAAAAUCUGAUCACAUUGGAUCUUCAAAAUAAUGAUCUCCUACAAAUUCCACCAGAGCUUGGCAAUUGUGUGAACUUAAGGACACUGUUACUAGAUGGGAAUCCGUUCCGCGUUCCUCGAGCAGCUAUAUUAAUGAAAGGAACAGCUGCUAUUCUGGAAUAUUUGAGAGACCGAAUUCCUACUUAAAUUGAGGUUGUUACGUAAUCUUGGUCAUGUUACUUCUUAGAAUUCUUAAAUUGAUCACUGACAUUUUUCUAAGGUAUCGUGUACAUUUAUAAUGGUGUGACCACGUAUAGUGUUCAUACGUUUGUUCUGAAUGUUUUGCAUGAGAUUUAUCCUCACUUUCGUUCCCUUGCAACAUAGCAUUCAAAAGUGAAUUUUUAUUUAUCAUAGUUUAAUAUUUUUAUAAUGACAAAGCCUUUUUGUAGAAAUGGGUUUUUUUUCCCCAUUUCUGUUUGUGUUAUGUAUAAUAAGACCAAUUGACUUGAAUAUGACCAUCUAAUUUCUACCUUUUUAUUGGAUAUAAAAUUGAAUUUUAUUUAAUACUGUUCUUUGGCAUUUAAAAAAAUAA